AUGGCAACCACAUUCGUAGCACCUGAAACAGCCCCACUGCAUAUUCAGAUUAGAUCAAGAACUCGGCCACCCCUUCAAUCCAUUCUUGCAUCCAUUCAAACGUUUUGUUCUGAUGAUCAAAUGGCCGUGGCAUCAGGCCGGUCCAAUACAACACGAGUAUCUCAUCUACUGCCAUCAACUGUGUUUCAACUAUCUCAGUUUUCAUCUGCUGUAGAGUGGGCUGAAACGGCUAAAAUCAAUGAUGCUCCUUUUUAUCAAGUGGAAAAAACUGUCGAGACAUUGGCUACUUCAAGUGUAUCCAAAAAAGAAAAAAAGUCAAAGAAAGCUGGCUCCAAAUGGGCAUAA
Molecule: messenger RNA, 345 nt
Organism: Batrachochytrium dendrobatidis JAM81
Lineage: Eukaryota; Fungi; Chytridiomycota; Chytridiomycetes; Rhizophydiales
Exons: 1
Coding region: 1-345 (114 amino acids)
Source: RefSeq, a predicted model, not a curated record